AUGGAAGAAGAGAAGCUACUUCCAGGUGAGAAGAGGGCCAAGAGUAACGACGAAGAGGGCGAUAUGUCUGCGAGGGAGACAAGACCUUCUCGGCCGCAAUGUAUUGGGAAAAGAUACUACAGCGUAUGGAAGAGAAUAUGGCCAUGGGUAGCCCAUUGCAUUUUGCUCAUGGUAUCAUUUGGUGCUCUUUCAAGAUCUGUGAUAAUCAAAAACUCGCUCCCUGCAAAUUGUUUGGAGGCCCGACGCCAAUGGUUAAUUGUGAUGGAUCCUGUUCCGGAACAGGUUCAUUUUGAGCGUACAAGAGGAAGCUUCAAUCGCUCUUCGUCGCGUUUCAAGGGGCCGCCAUCUCCCGCUGUCGAUUUAGCUUGGGAUGAGAUGACAGAAUACGGAGCUCUGAGUAUAUCAGAAGAAGUAUACGAGAAGUUGAAUACGUCAAAGAAUGCCGUCAAGAUACCGCCAGAGUAUGGAGGGGGUAGACAAGCCUAUCUCGAAGUCUUUCACCAGCUGCAUUGCUUGAGAAGUCUGUGGUGGCAUACAUACCCAGACUAUUAUACCGAAGCCGCUGAAAACAUAAAGAGAAACGAUGAAGAAUGGCAUGAUCAUAUGGAUCAUUGCACCGAAAUGCUUCGACAAAAGCUUGUGUGCGAUGCAGAUGUACAGGUGCUCACAUAUAACUGGAUAAGAGGCCAUGAUUUUCCGCAUCCAAAUUUUAACACCCCACGGCAAUGUCGAAGUUUUGAGGGUGUUCAAAGUUAUGCCUUGAAUAACGCUAUGAACGGCUCGAAAAUUCCUGGAGGUCGCCUCGCAAAACCGAAAGAUGGCUCUGUGAGGGAGUACGAAGAAGCACCAUUUGACCCUCUUGAUGAUGGGUGGCCUUCUCAGUAG
Messenger RNA from Venustampulla echinocandica, 885 nucleotides. RefSeq lists its product as uncharacterized. Bases 1 to 885 code for a protein of 294 amino acids. Lineage: Eukaryota; Fungi; Ascomycota; Leotiomycetes; Helotiales; Pleuroascaceae. The record is from RefSeq and is a predicted model, not a curated record. The transcript is spliced from 5 exons. Gene Ontology annotation, biological process: mycotoxin biosynthetic process.